This is a messenger RNA of Pelobates fuscus (common spadefoot toad), 4983 nucleotides long. Its product is annotated as Fc receptor-like protein 5. Gene Ontology annotation, cellular component: plasma membrane. The record is from RefSeq and is a predicted model, not a curated record. Bases 11 to 4399 code for a protein of 1462 amino acids. NCBI's taxonomy places the organism in Eukaryota, Metazoa, Chordata, Amphibia, Anura, Pelobatidae. Gene Ontology annotation, molecular function: transmembrane signaling receptor activity. Gene Ontology annotation, biological process: cell surface receptor signaling pathway. The transcript has 19 exons.
GUCAAUCAUCAUGAUCGUCCUGAUAUUAACAGCUUUACUCUUUGUGGUUCUGAACAAUUCACGAGCAGAGGCCAGACCCAUCAUUUCUACCAAGUCAGAUACAGGAAAGAUAUUCACAGGAGAAUCUAUAACUCUGACCUGUAACAUGGAUUCUCGAUAUGCACAUCUAUGGGAUAAUUAUAAUUGGUACAGAGAUGAAACAAAGAUAAGUAAGGGGAGGAUUUAUACCAUAAAUCGUGCAACAUCUGAGGAUAGCGGGGAUUAUACAUGUACAUUUAAAGUAAUAACUAGUUACAGAAGUGAUCCUUUCACUCUGAAAGUUAGUGAUGACAUUUUCUCUGAUCCAGUAUUAAACAUGGAUCAAAUUCAGCUCACAGUAGGUGCUCCCAUGACCUUGACAUGUGCCACAAGGCUUGCUCCAUACAAAAUGGGCACAGAACUGCAGGUUGCCUUCUACCGAAAUGGUCAGAAAGUGCAGGAAUUUGGUAAAUCCAAUCAAUACAGAGUUAAAUCUAUUAAACUGUAUCACUCUGGAGAUUAUACAUGUGAAGUGAGGACUGCAACCGACAGUGUAAGGAAAUCCAGCCAAAAAAUAAAUAUCAAAAUUGAAGGAACUAUGGCCAGACCUGUGAUUUCCCUCACACCAGAUUGGGGGAAGAUAUUCACAGGUGAAUCUGUAACUCUGACCUGUAAUGUGGGAUUUAAUGAACAAGAAAAACAGAAAUAUUAUUGGUAUAAAGACAAACAAAAGAUAUCUAAAAGUGAGAAGACAUUUAAAAUCCAAUCUGCCAUAACGGACGACAGUGGGUUUUACCAGUGCCAAACCCGCAGCAGUGGUUUCAGUGAUCCUAUCACACUGGAUGUCCGUAACAAUGAUUUCAUCCUGCAGGCACCGAAUUCUGUGUAUGAAGGGGACUACCUGAAAUUGGAAUGUAACAAGAAGACGAAAUAUUCAGAUUUUCCCCCACGUUUCUACCACAGAGAUAAGCUCCUUCAGUCAGACUCUGGCUCUAAUUUCCAUCUUAAUAAUGCAGAAACAUCUGAUUCGGGUACAUACCGUUGUAAAUAUAAUUACUAUUAUGGAGACUAUUAUGAAGACUCUGUAAAUGUCACUGUACAAGCUCAUGCAUAUAACAUUUGUGAAAGCAUACAACAAAUCAUUCAUGUUAGAGGGGCGUGGCCGACAACGGAGCUGAACGGUCGCAUAUCUGUGGAGCUCCGUCUCGGCCCCACGGAUAAAGAGGCUAAAAAUAGACAUUUCAGCUAUACAAUCCCCCAACUUACCCGCCACCCGAAAGCCGACAACAUGGGGCGCAAACACAAAAAAAUAAUCCAUGUGGAGCGACCCGUGGCACCCGACAUUCGGAUCGCCUUCCAGAGGCCUACUCAAGCGCGGCCGGCUAAGAUGGCACCGGAACCGCACAUGGCGCUGGAAACCUCAGAGGAGUCCCAGGACGAAAGAGACUCGCAGACCUCACUCCAACCCGAGGACACCCCUCACAUGUCUGACACGGACGACGAUGACUCCCCGUCCACAAAAGGGGACAUCAAGAGGCUGCUAACCGACCUCAGACAAGUCUGGAAAGCUGACCUAAAGGAGACCCAGGCUGAAAUUGGGAUCCUACAGCAGAGGGUACAAGAGGUGGAGACCAGAGAGAAACGCAGGGACAACCACCUACAUGAUAACACAGAAAGGCUGGAUAAGCUCACCGAACAGGUCCAACGCCUACACAAUACGGUGGUCUCGCUGGAGUCCAGACACCGCCGUCGCAACAUACGUAUGAGGGGCAUCCCUGAAACGGUGAGCGACGAAGACCUGCUACCCUUCACCCGGAGGCUUGUUUCUUCAAUGGGCCUCAGGUGUAACACAGACACCCCAAUAAUCUUAACCGCUUUCUGGGUGCGCAAAUCACCAGCAGCACCAGCAGGGGCCCCCAGAGACACCAUAGCCACAACCAGAGACGUUGCAGCGAGAGCCGCCAUUAUGGCCAGCUCUAGAACCCUGGGGACAGUGAAACUAGAGGGCUGCGAGGUGGCCUUUUACAGUGACCUUCCCUUCUCGGUCCUUGCUGCUAGGAGGCAACUAGCACCAGUCGCUAAGACAUUAAGAGAUCUCUCUGUCCGCUAUAGAUGGGACACAGCGGGCUCACUGGUGGUACAUCGGGGCACUGAGGCAAUCACUCUGACCCCCAAUGAUGAUCCAGAGACUCUCCUCAAAAGCCUUGGCACAACUGCCCCCAAGCACGGCAAGAGCAAGCUCUUCUCUGUUCCUCAUAUAAGUGUGAGCCCAUAUCCUCUGACUCCAGGAGCUGAUAUGACCCUGACAUGUGACACAAGCCUUGCCCUGCUCAGAGCAGACACAGAAUUAGAAUUUGCGUUCUACAAAAAUGGAAAGAUGGUGCAGGAUUUUAGGGCAUCUAAUACAUUCAGGAUUAAAAACCUUAACUCGGAUUUGCUUGGAAAUUAUACUUGUGAUGCAAUAACUUCAACUAGGAGUGUAAAGAAAACCAGCCGAAGAUCAAAUAUCAAGAUUGCAGGAGCCAGAGCCAGACCUUUUAUUACAGUCGUACCAAACACAGGAAAGAUAUUCAAAGGGGAAUCAAUAACUGUGACAUGUAAUCCUGCAAAACAAACUUAUCAGAGUUACCACUGGUACAAGAACAGUCAGUAUAUGUAUGAAAACAACCGCUAUAUAAUUAUAUCAGCUGAAAAGGAAAACAGUGGUGACUAUCAGUGUGGGAUUGGCUAUAGUGAUAAAAGUGAGCCGUUCACACUGAUAGUUAGUGAUGAAACGUUGGUCAGACCUGUGAUUUCUGUAACUCCAAACACCAGAAAGAUAUUUAUUGGGGAUUCUAUAACUUUAACUUGUAAUGUGGAUUCAGUCAGUCGAGAGGACCAGAACUAUUAUUGGUACAAAGACAGCAAAUAUGUAUAUAUUACUGGAAACACCUUUACAAUUCAAUCUGCUGAAAUUGAUGACAGCGGCGAUUACCAGUGUGAAACCGAGAGGGGCGAUCAAAGUGAUCCUUUCAAUUUAGAUGUUGGUAAUGAUCUUUCCACUAGAGUGAGGGUGAUCCUGGGGCCACCCGGAGGGCUGAUUACUGAAGGAGAGAGGCUGAAAGUGACCUGCUCUGUGGAUAGAGGGUCCGGGAACCUGGAAUUCAAAUGGUGCAAGCAAGAUGGUGAAACCUGUGAUAAAAUGUAUCAGGCAGGAUCACACCAGGAACAUUUUCUGGUGGAAUCUAUGGUGGAAAGCUACGGUGGAGACUAUUUCUGUUCAGUAACUGCCAACAACAUUCAGGUUGCUUUCAAAAGUGAAACGGUGAAGAUAUCUGUGCACGUGCCUGUGUUUGACGCGAGACUACAUCCAUAUACAGACAAACUGCAAAUGGUGGUUGGAGACAACAUGACCUUUACUUGCUCAGUGGAGCGAGGCACCACUCCUCACUUCCGGUGGUGGCACAAUCGAGUGGAGGUAGAUAAUCAGUCUGGGAUGUAUCAGAUCAGAGAGUCUGGGAAGAUGUUAUAUAUAGAGUCUGUCAACUCUGACCAUGAAGGAAAGUUCUACUGCAAGGCCAGCAAUCAGAUUUCAAACAAAAUAACUACUAUACAGAGCAACGUCUUGAACGUCCUUGUCAUAGUACCUGUGACAGGUGCCAGAAUCCGUGCUGACAGAGACAUUCUGGAGAUGGGGAUUGGAGACAAUGUGACCUUUACUUGCUCGGUGGAGCAAGGAACCUUUCCUUUUUUCUUGUGGCAACACAAUGGAAAGGAUGUGGACCAUAAGUCUGAACUUUACCUGAUCAAAGAGUAUGGGAGGAUCCUAUAUAUAGAGUCUGUCCUAUCCGCGCAUAGAGGAACUUACCAGUGUUGGACCAGCAACCAAGGCUCAAACAGGAACUUUACUGCAGAGAGCAAUGUUCUGACCAUCACCGUUGCAGAGAAUGCAUUGACCUACCUGGCUCCAGCGAUAUCCUCCUUCCUGCUGAUAGUAAUUCUGACCACGGCCAUACUUGUUUUCAUAUACCGCCACAAACUACCACUCCCGUGUACUAAAAGUCAUCAGCCUGAACCGAGAACAGUAUUUGACAAAGUCCAGGUUAGGACUGCUCUGGGGCCAGGAAAUGAAAUGAACCAAUUAAGUUCUGAAGAUGAACAAACGGAAUACAGAAACUUGCCCGCCCGGUCACCAGCCAGAGACUCAUAUACAGAAGAUGACAUUUAUUACAUUGAUAUCCGCUGCGUGCCUCAAGAUUCUUCAGCUCCCCCUGUUGAUAAUAACUCAGUCACAUAUUCUGCAGUGAAGUGUUCGAAUAUUAUUGAGGAGACAUGUAAGGAACCUCAAGAAGAAGUGACUGGAUCAUCUCCCAACAUCUAUGAGAAUUUCAGUUCAAACUAGCUUCAAACAUAAACCCUGCACAUUGAAUAAUGAGCUGAAUUAAUCAUUAAUCAUAUUUAUCCAAAUGAGUAACUUAAAGGAAAACAGUCAUCAUUGAAAAUAAAAUAUGCCAUGUGUAUUACUGUAAUGCAUACAUGUAACAAUCUAUUUCAGUCAAUUUCCUGACUUACAUUUUCUCUGUGGGGUCAGCCAUCGUUAAAUGCCCUUUGGUCAGAAGUCACAUAUAUCUGCCAAUACCAUGCCAAAUUCAUACAGCUAAACUGAGCUGAGAGGACAUUUUUGAGAUACUACAUUGCACAUGACAUCAGGAUUUCAUUAGAAUUUCUAAAGACACAUCACUCUCGGUCCCUUGCAUGGUCUUCGGUUAAAUGAGCAGUGCUUAUGACCAAAGAUGAUUUAAAGAUGGCUGACUCAGUUGAAGGUUAAGUCGGAUGAUGUACUGAAUAUGAUAUAUAUUUGCAUUAUGAAAUAAUAUACAAAGAGGUCAACAUACUUGUUGGCUUUCAUGUUAAAUAAUAGAAAUAGAUGAAAAAUUUCCUUUAAAUAGUCAAUAUACAUUUGCAGUGAUAGACCUUACUUUUUAG